This is a messenger RNA of Haemonchus placei, 297 nucleotides long. The record is from the annotation of a GenBank genome assembly. NCBI's taxonomy places the organism in Eukaryota, Metazoa, Nematoda, Chromadorea, Rhabditida, Trichostrongylidae.
UACUCCUCUAAUUUCUUCCAAAAUUUCUCGAAAUCGUCCGUUAAGCCUUCGCGAAGACGUUGUGAGCAGGUUAAUAUCUGCAAAAGGAUAUUCAUGGAUCAGUCUAUGAUACGAAGCUGAAAAGACGUACUGGAAACACCGAUACUUACCAUAUUGCCGAAACUCUUUUGCAGCAUACAAUUAUCGAAAAAUCGCUUGAAUUCAUUCGCCAACCAUUGGCUCUCCUUUCCUGAUGGAUCAUCGAAUGGAAGUAGAUUCACUAUGACAGUACCUAUAAUAAAGAUUCUGCACCGGUGA